Colossoma macropomum (tambaqui) is the source of this 2324-nucleotide messenger RNA. It is a transcript of the gene srp72, whose product is annotated as signal recognition particle 72. Gene Ontology annotation, molecular function: 7S RNA binding; protein binding; ribosome binding. NCBI's taxonomy places the organism in Eukaryota, Metazoa, Chordata, Actinopteri, Characiformes, Serrasalmidae. The record is from RefSeq and is a predicted model, not a curated record. Gene Ontology annotation, cellular component: signal recognition particle, endoplasmic reticulum targeting. Gene Ontology annotation, biological process: SRP-dependent cotranslational protein targeting to membrane. The transcript is spliced from 18 exons. The coding region runs from base 17 to 2014 and encodes 665 amino acids.
GCUGUGAGUGGAGAAGAUGGCGGGCGGUGCGGGCUCUCUAGCGGCGCUGUGGACCGAAGUGAACCGCUGCGGACAGAAUGGCGACUUCGCCAGAGCUCUCAAGGCUGUCAACAAAAUUCUUCAUGAAAACAAGGAUGAUGUGACCGCACUGCACUGUAAAAUCGUAUGCCUUAUUCAGAAUGGGGGUUUCAAGGAGGCACUGAAUGUCAUAAACACGCACACCAAGUCACUCACAAGUGAUAUGGUUGGGUUUGAGAAGGCCUACUGUGAGUACCGGUUGAAUAGAGUGGAGAGCGCGUUGAAGACCAUUGAAGGAAUCUCUGAACAGACAGACAAACUUAAAGAACUCUAUGGCCAAGUGUUGUACAGGUUGGAGCGGUACGAUGAGUGUGAAGCUGUUUACAAAGACCUGAUCAGAAACUCCCAGGAUGAGUAUGAGGAGGAGAGGAAGACAAACCUGGCUGCAGUGCUGGCUGCAAGGAGUACCUGGGAGAACGCUACAACUGAGGACAUGGGAUUGCCUGAGAGCACAUAUGAGCUCUGCUACAACGCUGCCUGCAGUCUGAUUGGUCGUGGCCAGCUUAGCCAGGCCUUGAAGAAGCUCCAAGAAGCUGAAGAGCUCUGUAGGAUGUCUCUGGCAGAGGACUCUGAUAUGACGGAGGAGGAUAUAGACGCUGAACUGGCAGUGAUUCAUUCUCAGAUGGCUUAUAUCAUGCAGCUCCAAGGCAGAACAGAGGAUGCACUGCAACUUUAUAACCAAGUCAUCAAACUGAAGCCAUCUGAUGUGGGCCUUCUGGCUGUAACUGCCAAUAAUAUCAUCACCAUCAACAAGGACCAAAAUGUGUUUGACUCCAAGAAGAAGGUGAAGUUGAUGAACGCAGAAGGUGUGGAAUACAAACUGGCCAAGAAGCAGCUGCAAGCCAUCGAGUUUAACAAAGCACUGCUGGCAAUGUAUACCAAUCAGGCUGACCAGUGCAGGAAGUUGUCAUCGACCCUGCAGUCUCAGAACCCCGGUCACCCUCGACCCGUCCUGAUCCAAGUCGCCCAACUCUGCCGAGAGAAACAGCACAGCAAGGCUAUAGAGCUACUGCAGCGUUUUUCAGAAGAGCAUCCAGAGAGCGCAUCUGGAAUCAAAUUGACAAUGGCACAACUUUACCUGACUCAAGGUCAUGUGACUAAAGCCUGUGAUAUUCUGAGGUCGAUAGAGGACUUUAAGCACAAACAAGGAAUGGUUUCUGCCUUGGUGACCAUGUACACACACGAGGAGGACCUUGAUAGUGCCAUUGACGUCUUCAGCCAAGCCAUCCAGUAUUAUCAGUCAGAACAGCCUGGCUCUCUGACUCACCUCUCUCUGGUGCGGGAGGCAGCAGACUUCAAGCUUCGGUACGGCAGGAAGAAGGAGGCCAUCAGUGACUUGGAGCAACUGUGGAAACAGAACACUAAAGACGUGCACACACUCGCGCAGCUCAUCUCGGCUUACUCACUCGUGGACCAGGACAAGGCCAAAGCGCUGAGUAAGCACCUCCCCUCCCCUGACACCAUGUCCUUCAAUAUAGACGUAGACGAACUGGAGAACUCUCAUGGAGCCACUUACGUCAGGAAGAAAGCUGCCAAAGUCACUGGGGAAAAUGCACCCAAGGAACAGGGCCAAGGGGAAAUUAAGAAGAAGAAGAAAAAGAAGAAAGGUAAACUGCCCAAGAACUGUGACCCUAAGUCAACCCCUGAUCCUGAGCGCUGGCUGCCAAUGAGGGAGCGAUCAUACUAUCGUGGCAGAAAGAAGGGCAAAAAGAAGGAGCAGGUGGGCCGAGGAACUCAGGGAGCAACGUCAGGAGCUACAGCAGAAUUAGAUGCCAGCAAGACGGCCAGCAGUCCCCCCACCUCCCCACGGCCGGGCUCUGGCACAGGCUCUGCCUCCAACGUGAUUCCACCAAGGCAACAGAAACCUGCGGCUUCCGGAGCAACACGCAAAAAAGCCCCACAGAAAAAGAAAAAGGGCGGAAAAGGAGGAUGGUAGAGUGGUUGACGGGAGAGUCCCAGUCAUUCCCAGCCCCUUCCUUAUGUGGCCCUCCAUGGAGAUUUUUAAAGCACUGGAUAAACGGAGUUAUGAUGACAGUGAUCCUUCGUCACUCCCUCAUGGGCUGGAUGAAGAGCCUCCUAUAAAACAACACAUCCAGUCAUUCAAAAUAUGCAAGGAGAGAUCAGGGGAAGGGAAAAGGGAAUGAUUGUGGAAUGGACACACAAGAAGAGACAGAUGUAGAAUAAACAGAAACUGACCCAGGGAGAGUUUUUGUUUAGUUUUUUUUUUUGUUUGUUUGUUUUAUUUU